Messenger RNA from Truncatella angustata, 612 nucleotides. RefSeq lists its product as uncharacterized. Gene Ontology annotation, molecular function: ATP binding; protein kinase activity. The transcript has 2 exons. The coding region runs from base 234 to 461 and encodes 75 amino acids. The record is from RefSeq and is a predicted model, not a curated record. Lineage: Eukaryota; Fungi; Ascomycota; Sordariomycetes; Amphisphaeriales; Sporocadaceae. Gene Ontology annotation, biological process: protein phosphorylation.
GUUCAUUCGGGUACGUUUCUGCCUUUUAUAUAUUCAUGAUAUGCCUAUCCUGAGAUGAGCUUUAGAAAUCAAAGCCACAUAUUGUUCUAAUUGACACUGCAAAUAUUGAUGAGAUGCUCGGAAACGCACUACCAGAGGCGUUUCUUGCGCGGCGUCCCGUUUUAGAUGCACCGAGCGACUUCUAAGUUGAAUCGUCACCAAUCUUUUCGGCAGAGGAGGACCUAUCGCAUGUUAUGGAUGUCUCUGUCAGACUAGCCGAUUUCGGGACAGGUGACGAACUCAAGGCCUUAAUUACAUUUCCCCUUAUCAAUAAGAGUUGCAGCGAGCUGGUCCACACGUCAGAAUUGAGUGGAUACAACCUCAGCUGCUUCACGCUCCUGAAGUCAUCUUGGGGGCGGCUUGGGUGUUACAAGAUUGAUACCUGGAAUCUUGGACUCAUAAUCUGGGAACUUUCAGAAUGAGCUCUCGUGUUUGAUGAAUCAUGGUCAGCCUCGGGACCAUAUACGGCUGAAGCUCAUCUCACUUAGAUGGAAGCCAUUUUUUGCAAGAUGCCGCAGUCUGCCGUGGCGAUUUCACUGCGUUCCUCGCGUAUUGCUUGCGAAUUGAAACUUG